Molecule: messenger RNA, 1473 nt
Organism: Acytostelium subglobosum LB1
Lineage: Eukaryota; Evosea; Eumycetozoa; Acytosteliales; Acytosteliaceae
Exons: 1
Coding region: 1-1473 (490 amino acids)
Source: RefSeq, a predicted model, not a curated record
AUGAAGCGUGAUACAGUGAUGAAGAACAGCUCAGUAAAGUUGUAUUACCAACAUGUUACAAAUACAGAGUUGGUAGUCGGAACAAUCCCAGACUCAAUCACUGAUUUGUCAUUUGGACCAGAUUAUAACAAGCCCAUCAACUACAUUGGAUUACUGCCUGAGCAUCUCACCAGUCUUCAAUUUGGACGCGACUUUAACAAGCCGUUGGAAGCAUUCCAUCUCCCUCAAUCCAUCACCACGCUCAUAUUAGGACCUGGCUUCAAACGGUCCAUUGAGCAAGGGGUUAUACCAAGCUCAUUGACCAAACUGAGCUUCGUCCCCAACACAGAAUGUAUUAUCAAGCCUGGAUCACUGCCCGAGUCGCUCAGAUCAUUGCAGUACUGGCACGAGCCUGUGAAUCCCUACACGUCCCUACCAUCCUCACUCACAGAGUUAUGGUUCGCCCCACAGUUCAACAGUGCUCUGCCAACAGGAUGGUUACCAGCGUCUCUAAAGGAGCUCCACUUUGGACAAAGGUUUAAUCAGGUGAUCGAUUAUGGUGUCCUUCCUUCAUCGAUAACCAGGCUUACUUUUGGAAGUGGAUUCAGUCAGUCGAUCAAUCCAGGGAUGCUCCCUCAAUCCCUGACCGCGGUGACCUUUAAUGGACACCCAACUAUCACACAAAUGGACUCAUUGCCACAAUCAGUCGUGACACUUGAGGUGGGAGGCAUUACAAGACUAUCCAUCAAACAGUUGCCAUCGACUAUCAAGAGCGUGGCAUUCAUUGAUCAGUUCAACCAGGCCCUGCCCCCGGGCCUCCUAUGCGAGGGCCUAACCAAGCUCACUUUCGGAGCAUUCUUCAAACAAGACAUUGUACCGGGUAUGCUGCCAUCAUCAAUCACUGAGCUCUACCUUGGAUUCUUCUAUGAGCGUAUGAUCAAGCCUGGAAUGAUUCCAACAUCUCUUCAAAAGCUGGUAUUGGGUCCCAAGUUCAACAAUGAGAUCAAGAGAUUCGCUCUGCCCGACUCACUGACCGCGCUGGUCUUCUCAGAGGCAUUCAAACAACGUGUGUCCUUUGGCGUCAUACCAAGAUCACUCAAGUCACUCACCCUACAUCACUUUGAUCAAGUGGCACAGUUUGAAUCCCUCGACCAGUAUGAGUCACUGGAAUCAGUACAUCUAGUUGGCAAACAUACAAUGGGCUUCGUAGCGCCAAUCACAAACAAAUUGAGACAGGUACAUGUUGUUAGCACGACGGCCAACCCACUCGAAGCUAAACUGGCGAUUGUGGCCAUUAGGAAACUGGCAGCCAACAUACCCAAUGUUACAGAGUGCUACUGUUUCCAUCUAUAUUCAAAGACCAACCUGAUGGAGUCCAAGAGAAUGUUACAUCGCAGGAUAGAUAAUGGCAUUGGAUUGUACAUUUUCGAGAACACAAGCUCAGUCAUCACACCUCGAGUAGUCGAGUCCGUACACAUAUUAAAGGAGAAAUGA